This is a messenger RNA of Cylas formicarius (sweet potato weevil), 1021 nucleotides long. RefSeq names its product mitochondrial import inner membrane translocase subunit Tim17-B. The transcript has 4 exons. Gene Ontology annotation, biological process: protein import into mitochondrial matrix. The record is from RefSeq and is a predicted model, not a curated record. Gene Ontology annotation, cellular component: TIM23 mitochondrial import inner membrane translocase complex; mitochondrial inner membrane. Gene Ontology annotation, molecular function: transmembrane protein transporter activity. The coding region runs from base 322 to 822 and encodes 166 amino acids. NCBI's taxonomy places the organism in Eukaryota, Metazoa, Arthropoda, Insecta, Coleoptera, Brentidae.
CGUUAGUCCUUGUAUUGAACAUGUCAAAUUUUUAACCAAAUUUUCUGGAAAUUAAAUAAAUGUUUUUAUUGAUUUGGCAAUUUGAAUAAUACCACGUUUGUUAACAAGGUUAGUUGGUGAUAUUUUAGAAGCGGAGAAAUAAUAAUGUUCUACGUAUUGCUGAAAUUGUGGACCUAACCUCACUCUUCCCGAUUCACCUUGCGAGGGUCAUUUCCAACUUAAUUCUUCAUACAAUUUCGUUUUGAACACGAUAUCAAAGCAAAACGACGUUCCUUAACUCUGUAGUCGGUAGGAUUACACCAAGUUGAGUAAUUCAAAGAGAUGGAAGAGUAUACACGUGAACCAUGUCCCUGGCGUAUCGUAGACGACUGUGGGGGUGCUUUUACCAUGGGUCUUAUCGGCGGCGGCGUUUUUCAAAGUAUAAAAGGGUUCCGAAAUGCACCUUCUGGUAUCAAUCGAAGGCUGCUUGGCAGUGUGACAGCCAUUAAACAAAGGUCACCUAUUAUAGCUGGUAAUUUCGCGGUUUGGGGUGGUAUGUUUUCGACGAUAGACUGUGCUCUGAUACACAUCAGGAAGAAAGAGGAUCCCUGGAAUUCAAUCAUCAGUGGGGCUGCCACGGGUGGCAUAUUGGCAGCAAGAAAUGGAUUACCUGCAAUGGCCGGCAGUGCCUUUAUAGGUGGUGUCCUCUUGGCUUUAAUUGAAGGUGUAGGAAUAUUGUUUACUAGAUUAAGUGCAGAGCAGUUUCAGCCCCAGUUGCCCCCCAUGGAAGACCCAUCACAGUUGGGCCAAAGUCAGCCUCCUCCAGGUUAUGCCUAUCAAUAGUCUAUCUAAAACUUUAGGCACAUUUUUGUCCCAUGGUGUCAUCAACUGUAAUAAAACAUGUGAUAGAGCAAUGGACAGGCGUGCGUUUUACUUUGCCUUGUUUUUUGUUCUUUAAAUGGGUGAUGCUGAUUAAUUUAUUGAAGGUUUCUUUGAAUUUGUGCAGCAGUUUUACAAAAACCCUAGGAAUAAAAGAAAUUUA